UGAGGCUGUCUGGCUAUUAUUUAAAUGCUUAAGACAUUAGUGUAGGUUAUUUCAUGCAUCAUUAAUGAUGCAUAGUUUCACCUAUUAAUUAUUGAAUAACUCAUGUUGAUUUUGCCCCCUUUUUGUUUAUGCGCAUGAAUCACAUCUUUUGUUUUAAACUGUAUUGACCGAGUGUAUUUAACAAUGCUGACAGUAUAAUGGAAAAGCAACAGGUGUGGAUUUGAGUGACAGAUGGAAGGAGGCAACUUUAAUUGGUCUGUUUUUGCUUGUAUAGAAUAUUUUUUAAUUAUAUUUUUAUAUGGUCAAUCAUUAUAGAUCAUUUUCAGUAAAUACUGUAUGUAUAGUUUUUAUGUAUCAGUGAAUAAUUAUGCAAUUUGUAGAAUAGUUUAAAAUUACAGUAAAUCCACAGAUUACCUUUAAAUACCUCAUAGAGCAAUGACACCAAAACCUGUGACACAGGUGUUGCUCUGAUGAUCGAAUAAAAGCCUUAAAAUAAAAUGCCCUCAGAGGUUAACUACAGUACAUUGGUGCUUAUCCCCUACCAUGAAAUCUUAUCAAGAAACCUAAAGGUUAUUUGAGCAUCUAAUUGAUGGCCUGCUAAUAUAAGUGUAUAAUAAAACAGUGAAAUGUGCCAUGAUGCUCAGUGAUGAAAUAAUGAAAUCUAGCAGUUUGUCAUCUUUCUUUCACAUGUCUUUAUUUUACCAUUAGAGUUUGUAGAGCACUAUGUAGGUCUAAUCUGCAGUUGAGAUCGAGUAUAAAUCCUGCUGUCAUAAAAACCAGCGCGUGUGUAAACUGACAGGGAAAGAUUAAAUGACCAUCAGCAACAACCACUUAGAGUCAUUUGGGUGUUCGAUGUCGUACAUCGAAGACGAUUUUGUGGUCACGGCAAUAUAUAGGCCCUCUCGUAAACAACUAAAUGCAUAAACUCAAAAUGUAAGUGAAAUGUAAAUCCUGAGCAAUAACUGAGACUUCAGAAAACGUGACUAACUAAUUUUCAAUGAAUAACACAAGCCUAUACUACAAUAUUAGGGGGCUAAAAAGCUACUAAGGGACUAUUGUCUCGUUUUGCAAUGAUUAAAUGUACGUUAUAAAAAUAUUAAUAAAAAAACAUGAAUAUUAUUUUUAUCCAUAUAGGAAAAAACAUUUGAAGUUUGAAUUGAAGUGAAAAUAGUGUUUUAACCCAAAACAAAUAUCUAAACUUCUAAAAGCUAGAGAAAAAAGUUUUAUCACAACCAUUAUAACAACGUCGAUGAUGUCUUUUGUGGGCGGAGUCUACCUGGUGGCAGGAAGCAACAGUUCUCUGCAGAUGUGAGAGCCAAAACUGUUAAGAUAAAUCAUCCGGGCAUCUUGUCUAAUUAUUUUAAUGGUUUGCCAGCAGAUGACAGGUACAUAUACACCAUGUUUUUUAUUGUCACGUGACUCGGUCGUUUAUUGAUGACGUUUAUUGAUAAAAUCAGGCGAAAACAGAGCCGUUGAAAAACAGAGUUGCUACACUCGCAUAGACGUCCGUGGAAGAAUGCGGAAGUAACUCGUGUGAUGGAGGGCUCUAUAGAGGGUAUGCAUUGACGUCACUUUCACACGUGAACAUGUCGGGACACGCCCUGGGACACGCUCCCCUGGGUGGCAAAACACAAAGCAAAAUGGCUGAGGAGAAUAGGAGAAACAAAGAAACCGGGACUAAAACACGCAAUUAUUUGCUGAACUUACAAGCAGCUGGACUUGACGGUGAUCCUUACGGCUUCACUAAGACUUACAAAGGAAUCAGGUGUUCCUGGACACUGAAAUGUUGCGCGGAAUUGCGUUUCCUGAUAAUGAAAGCAGUCAUUUUGCUGAGUGUUUUGCCACCCACUGGGGCGCGUGCUCACGUGGUGUUCACGUGGUUAAGCUAUGACACGUCCAUACCCUCUAUAGUUCCAAACAAUGCAUUGAAGCCCAUUCAUUUCACUGUUUCCCAAAUACAUUCGCAGGUAAGUUGAUAAAAUACAUCUCCGUAAAACUGGUGUUUAUUAUAAGGAUGUUUUUGAAACAAAAUAUUAUUUUCCUAAAUAAAAAUGGCUUUUCUCUGUGUCUGUUUGUGUGGUUGAAUGAUUUUCUAUAAAGGCUGCUCAUUAAAUAAAAUGUUAUCCACCCUCUCCCUAUAUAAAUUAUAUAAUAAAAUCUCGUACUAACUGAAUUGUUUGUCUUGUUCAUUUUGUUGCAAAUACAGCUGCUUCCACUGUCUCUCCCGCUUAAACCCAUUCCAACAGACUGACCGUUUGAAACUAUUGAGAGAUCCAUAAACCACGUGACCACGCGGCGGCGAGAUCAAAGUGUGUCGCAACUCUGUUUUUCGACCGCUCUGGCAGAAAAUAACGCACUUAGGCGUUGUUAAGCAAAUACAGUUUAACCACGAGUAAUAAAACCUACGAGGUUUCCACUAUUCUUUUAAAUUACUUACCUUUUAAAAUUUGCGGCUACCCAGCUUCCAUGGAUUAGAAAAGUGUACGCAUACUGAAAAAUCUCGGCGGACACUUUUUUGCAUACUGCGGUUUCGCACAUAGGCUACUACUUAUUUUUCAUAGCACUAAUGAUCGUAUACUGUAUGCAAGCAGGCGGUUUCGAAAGCAGAGCAGGUUGUUUUUGUUGUGAAACUCGUUCCCUUUCCACUCCCCGAAGCGAGUGUUUAUGUGACGUCACCGCACACACUCUUGGACACACGGGUGCGCGUCUCGACACGAGACCGUCAUCGAGAGGGAGCACAUCGCCCACCUGGAGAGUGACACUGUGCUGCAUUGAUCUGUAAUGCCGCUGUCUGUCAUCAUGUGAGAUGAUCUAGAUCUCAGUGAAUCGUUAGCAGAAGGAUGUGAGUGUAAACCAAAAGCAUGGCUGAUUACCUAAUCAGUGGGGGAACUGGUUAUGUUCCAGAGGAUGGACUCACUGCCCAGCAGCUCUUUUCUAUCGGGGAUGGUCUCACAUACAAUGACUUUCUGAUACUGCCUGGCUUCAUUGACUUCACAUCUGAUGAAGUGGAUUUGACCUCUGCCCUGACCCGGAAGAUAACUCUGAAGACGCCGCUCAUUUCCUCUCCAAUGGACACAGUCACUGAGUCCUCCAUGGCCAUCGCAAUGGCUCUUAUGGGUGGAAUAGGAAUCAUACAUCAUAACUGCACACCUGAAUUCCAGGCCAACGAAGUCAGGAGAGUCAAGAAAUUUGAGCAGGGCUUCAUCACGGACCCCGUGGUGAUGAGUCCACGACACACGGUCGGUGAUGUGUUUGAAGCAAAGGUUCGCCAUGGUUUCUCCGGCAUCCCGGUUACAGAAACAGGCAAGAUGGGCAGCAAACUGGUGGGCAUUGUUACGUCACGAGACAUCGACUUUCUGUCAGAGAAAGAUUAUGACAGGCCGCUGGAAGAGGCAAUGACAAAAAGAGAAGACCUGGUGGUCGCUCCAGCCGGCGUAACAUUAAAAGAAGCCAAUGACAUCUUGCAGCGCAGUAAAAAAGGUAAACUGCCUAUAGUAAAUGACAGCGAUGAGCUCGUGGCCAUCAUCGCUCGCACUGAUCUGAAGAAGAACAGAGAUUAUCCUCUAGCCUCCAAAGACUCUCGCAAACAGCUGCUGUGUGGAGCUGCCAUCGGCACCCGAGAGGACGACAAGUACCGGCUGGAUCUGCUCAUGCAGGCCGGGGUGGACGUGAUCGUUCUGGACUCCUCUCAAGGAAACUCAGUGUUUCAAAUCAGCAUGAUAAACUACAUCAAGCAGAAGUAUCCAGACCUACAAGUGGUUGGAGGAAAUGUGGUGACCGCUGCUCAGGCGAAGAAUCUUAUAGAUGCAGGUGUUGAUGCUUUGAGAGUGGGCAUGGGCUGUGGAUCCAUCUGUAUAACACAGGAAGUGAUGGCAUGCGGGAGGCCACAGGGCACCUCCGUGUAUAAGGUGGCCGAGUACGCCCGUCGUUUCGGAGUUCCAGUCAUUGCAGACGGUGGCAUUCAAACGGUUGGGCACGUUGUCAAAGCCCUCGCGCUGGGAGCGUCCACAGUGAUGAUGGGCUCGUUGCUAGCAGCAACCACAGAAGCGCCAGGUGAGUAUUUUUUCUCGGACGGCAUACGACUGAAGAAGUAUCGCGGAAUGGGAUCUUUGGACGCCAUGGAGAAAAAUAACAACAGCCAGAAGCGCUACUUCAGUGAGGGUGACAAGGUGAAGGUCGCUCAGGGAGUGUCGGGCUCAGUUCAAGAUAAAGGCUCAAUACACAAGUUUGCGCCGUACCUCAUCACCGGAAUCCAACAUGGCUGCCAGGAUAUUGGUGCAAAGAGCCUGUCCAUUCUGCGAUCGAUGAUGUAUUCCGGAGAGCUGAAAUUCGAGAAGAGGACCAUGUCUGCGCAGGUUGAGGGCGGAGUUCAUGGCCUGCAUUCUGUCUCCCCGACACCCCCAAACCAAUCCUACAUACAAAGUCAUGGAAAAGAGCUUUCAUGUGAAAAUGUCUUUCCUUCUUUUCUCUUAUGCUGUCAUCAUAGAUAUUCUUUUGUGCCAUUUAUGAGAAGCGGUUAUACUGAGGCGGGCAACAAGGGGCAAAUAAGAUCCGGACCCAACGUUCCAUCACCAGCCGUCACCAAUCACAGCAGCUGAAACUAUGAAUAAAAGCUGAGCCCAUCAAAAUACAGAAUUCUUCACACUGGGAAAAAACAUACACAUUCACAUAGAACUGAAUGUACUGACUCUGAUGCUCUUUAUCUUAUUUGUUUCCGGGCUUCCCUGUAAGAAAUUAGAUGUGGCAGUGGAGAGAUUAUUUUCAAAAUUCUAUGAAUGUACUACAUAAUCAUCAUGUGUGUGUGUCAGAGAAUGUGUAUACAGGGUACAGUAUGUUUUCAUUAGCUUUGAUUUAGCAGAGGUAGAUGUUAGUCAUUUUGUUAAGAUCUUGAAUUUGUAUUUUAUUUUAUUAGCAAUAAUACUUUCUGUGAGGCACUAUGGGUAAUUAUGUGCGUACCACAUUGCCAUUAGAGUGUUAUGAAUUCAGAUUUAAGGUAUGUUAAAGAAAUACCUUUCUCUUUUCAGGUCACAAUUCACUAUAAUUCACAUCAUGAGUAAGUUAGCUACUAGAGUGAUGAAAAUCAGGAAUACUUUACUAUUACACGCCUUACUCUAGUCAACACGGUACAGACACUAGAGACCGCCAUAACUUUAUUUCAUAGCUUUACACAUCUGCAUCAGAAAACAUUCAAAAAAGCAUUUGCAUACAUAUAUUACACAUUUUACUGUAUAAAAGUAAACAUUUGAGCGUUUACAAGGUCAGAAUGUGAACACGGUUAAAAGUAUAUCUGAUUCUGGAUAAAAUGAUCCUGUCUCAUAGAAGAAAAACUGUAUUUCAUAGUCUUAAUUUUGUUUGUCUCCAAAUGUCCAAGACUAGAAUAAUUUCUUAAUUUUUUAGAUAUAUUUAGAUACCAUUUUAUAAAGACAGAUGCAUAAAGAGCAAUGUAAAUAAGAGGAUUUUAUUGCCACAUAGUUUAAUGUGUUUUUAGUAAGCGGAAAGAAUGUGAGAAGCACCUCUAGAAUUUUUAAAGGUUUAAAUUGUGUUGAGCAGACACAUAAAGCCAAAAUGUGAUGGGAUAUAGAGUAAAUAAUCUCAAGACAGGGAUGUGAAAGGUGAUUAUUGCUCUGUCUGGUUUUUUUAGCUGUUUAUUCUACUGCUGUACGGGAUGCUAAAACUGUCAAUCACAAGGAUUUGCAUUAAUAAAGAUGGUAGUGGCAUAAAUUGG
Molecule: messenger RNA, 5725 nt
Organism: Triplophysa rosa
Lineage: Eukaryota; Metazoa; Chordata; Actinopteri; Cypriniformes; Nemacheilidae
Gene: impdh1a
Product: IMP (inosine 5'-monophosphate) dehydrogenase 1a
Exons: 16
Coding region: 2862-4598 (578 amino acids)
Biological process (GO): GTP biosynthetic process
Cellular component (GO): cytoplasm
Molecular function (GO): IMP dehydrogenase activity
Source: RefSeq, a predicted model, not a curated record